Molecule: messenger RNA, 1331 nt
Organism: Dipodomys spectabilis (banner-tailed kangaroo rat)
Lineage: Eukaryota; Metazoa; Chordata; Mammalia; Rodentia; Heteromyidae
Product: renin receptor-like
Exons: 2
Coding region: 89-1282 (397 amino acids)
Biological process (GO): positive regulation of Wnt signaling pathway
Cellular component (GO): external side of plasma membrane; membrane
Molecular function (GO): signaling receptor activity
Source: RefSeq, a predicted model, not a curated record
CUCGCGGCGGCGAAGGCGGCUUCUGUGGUGGCAGCAUGAAGCGUACCCAGACGGCGGAGGAACGGGAGCGCGAAGCUAAGUGUUUGUAAUGCUUUUUAAGAAAUUGUGGCGGCGGACUCUGGGAGUAGAAACCAGCUCGAGCAAGUCACCUCCUCCGGCUGCGGUGGUCGCCGGUGUCCCGCCGGCCGUCUGUGUCGCCUUGCACUGCUGCAGCAGCCGCGGCACGAUGACGACUGCGUUCCUCGUACUCCUGUCCUUGUUGGUGGCAGGUGUUUGGGGGAACGAGUUUAGUAUAUUACGAUCACCAGGGUCUGUUGUUUUCCGAAAUGGAAAUUGGCCUAUAUCAGCAGAGCGAAUCCCAGACGUUGCUGCAUUGUCCAUGGGCUUCACUGUGAAAGAAAACCUUUCUUGGCCAGGACUUGCAGUGGGUAACCUAUUCCGCAGGCCCCAAGCUACCAUUAUGGUAAUGGUGAAAGGAAUAGACAAACUGGCCUUCCCCACAGAAAGAGUCAUCUCCUACCCCUUGGAAAAUGCAGUUCCUUUUAGUCUUGACAGUGUGGCAAAUGCCAUCCACUCCUUAUUCUCUGAAGAAACUCCUGUAGUGUUGCAGUUGGCUCCCAGCGAGGAAAGAGUAUAUUUGGUGGGGAAGGCUAACUUGGUGUUUGAAGACCUUUCAGUCACAUUACAGCAACUCCGGAAUCACCUGUUUCAAGAAAACUCCAUUCUCAGUUCACUCCCUUUAAAUUCUCUGAGUAGGAAUGAGGAAGUUGACCUGCUUUUUCUUUCUGAACUGCAAGUGCUUCAUGAGAUCUCAAGUUUGUUAACUCUCCACCAGCACGUAGCUGAGGAUCAUUCUCCUGAUUUGUAUUCCCUGGAGCUAGUAGGUUUGGAUGAAAUUGAGAAACGUUAUGGCAAAGAGUCGGAACAAUUCAGAGAUGCUUCUAAGAUCCUCGUUGAUGCUCUACAAAAGUUUGCAGAUGACAUGUACAGUCUUUAUGGAGGGAAUGCAGUGGUAGAGUUAGUGACCAUCAAGUCCUUUGACACACGCCUGGUGAGGAAGACCAGGAUGAUCCUUGAGGCAAAACCAGAGAAACAAGUAAUUCCCUAUAACCUGGCAUAUAAAUAUAAUUUUGAGUAUUCAGUGGUUUUCAACCUGGUACUUUGGGUGAUGAUUGCCUUGGCUCUGGCUGUCCUCAUCAUCUCCUACAACAUUUGGAACAUGGACCCUGGAUAUGAUAGCAUCAUAUAUAGGAUGACAAAUCAGAAGAUCCGAAUGGACUGAACUUUCCUUAUGUCAUACUUACACAAGGGGUUUGGAAAUAGGUCAUUUU